Molecule: messenger RNA, 449 nt
Organism: Pelecanus crispus (Dalmatian pelican)
Lineage: Eukaryota; Metazoa; Chordata; Aves; Pelecaniformes; Pelecanidae
Source: RefSeq, a predicted model, not a curated record
AAACACGAGUUCUUUGUGGACAUGACCUGUGAAGGCUGCUCCAAUGCGGUCACCCGUGUCCUGAACAGGCUGGGAGGUGUCCAGUUUGAUAUUGACCUGCCCAACAAGAAGGUGUGCAUUGACUCGGAGCACAACAUUGACACCCUGUUGGAAACCCUAAAGAAGACUGGAAAGAACGCUUCCUACCUUGGGGAGAAGUCUGCGCAGUAGCCUUGCCUGGUGUGAGGAGGCUAGGAACUCAAACAUGACUUCAACAAAAAGAUGGCUUAACUGUUUGCAUAUCUCCCAACUUGCUCUGUCAUUUCACCUUUACUACCCUGCCAGAUGUCGGAAAGCAGAGGGCUGGCAGGAGGAGACAGCUGCGUCUUGGGCUUUAAAAGUGGAGAAACUAGAGGAGGAGGUUAUAUGCUGUUUCUAGUCCCACAGUAAAUCGAGGUGCUGCUUCUAUC